Exophiala mesophila is the source of this 1637-nucleotide messenger RNA. RefSeq lists its product as uncharacterized. The transcript has a single exon. Bases 178 to 1593 code for a protein of 471 amino acids. The record is from RefSeq and is a predicted model, not a curated record. Gene Ontology annotation, molecular function: aldehyde dehydrogenase (NAD+) activity. Lineage: Eukaryota; Fungi; Ascomycota; Eurotiomycetes; Chaetothyriales; Herpotrichiellaceae.
GCGGGACACAUUUCACAUUUUGUUACGAUUGUCAACGACUCUCAUUGAAUUCCAUUGCAACUCUACCUUUUUACAGUCUGCCUCCCUUCACAUACCACCCAGAUCCAGUCCUUCCUCAUCCUUUCCUCUACCUAGUCUAGCAGACCUAAUCACGACUCGAGCAUCCUCGUAUUCACCAUGGUCGCCGAAACAAUCACAACCAUCUCUCCCACGACCAACAAGCCCAUAUUGACUCGUCAUGGCCUCCCUCCUGACGAGAUCCUUCAAUUGGGGACCGCCGCUCAGAAGGCGUUCAGAUCCUAUCGAAAAUCCCAUCCGACUCUCGAAAGCAGACGCAAGAUCGUGUCCAAGGCAUUAGAACUCCUCCUUCAAAAGCAAGACGUCCUUGCACAAGAACUCACCGAGCAGAUGGGCAGACCCAUUGCCUACACGGCAAAGGAGAUCACCACUGCUGUUAAAAGGGCCGAAUAUCUCAAUAGAAUUGCCCCAGAGGUUCUCGACCAAGAGUACCCCGGCGAUGUGGAGCAGGGUUUCAAGAGAUAUUUGCGCAAGGAGCCUAUCGGUGUCACUCUGGUCAUCUUCGCCUGGAAUUAUCCCUAUUUAAUUCUGGUCAACAGCUUGAUUCCCGCUCUUCUGGCCGGCAACGCAGUCAUCUUGAAACCAUCUCCGCAAACUCCUACCAUUGUUGAGCAUAUUCUCGACAUCUUUACCCAAGCCGGUCUUCCCCCUCACGUCAUUCAGUAUCUUCACUGUGGAAGCCCAACCGAUCUUCAACCUCUUAUCCUGUCCCCUGAUGUCAAUCACGUCGCCUUCACUGGUUCUGUCGCGGCUGGUAUUGCAAUCCAGAAAAUUGCCGCCGCUCGAGUAUCCCUAACAGUUGGUCUGGAGCUCGGUGGAAAGGACGCCGCAUACCUUCGAUCGGAUGUUGACCCUGCGUGGGCGGCUGAAGAAAUCGUCGAUGGUGCCAUUUUCAAUUCAGGCCAGUCAUGUUGUGCCAUCGAGCGUGUCUACGUCCACGAGUCUAUCUACGACCCUUUCAUUGCGGAAGUCAAGAAAGUCCUUUCAGGUUACAAGCUUGGAGACCCGGCUGAUAAGUCGACACACAUUGGCCCUGUCAUAUCUUCACGAGCCAAAGAGGCAAUUCAAGCCCAGAUUCAAGAUGCACUCUCCAAAGGUGCCAAAGACGAAACACCAUCAAACAACACAUUCCAGAAUCCACCUGCGGAGGGAAACUUUGUCGCUCCAACUCUACUCACCAAUGUCAAUCACGACAUGGCAGUCAUGAGGGAGGAGACAUUUGGACCCGUCAUUCCUGUCCAGAAAGUAUCAUCAGACGAAGAAGCAAUUACUUUACUCAACGAUUCCGACUUUGGUUUGACAGCUUCAAUAUGGACCAAAGAUGUGGCCAGGGGAGAGCAAUUGACCAGGCUAGUCGAGGCGGGAACAGUGUUUGUGAAUCGUGCGGACUAUCCCAGCCCUGAUUUGGCAUGGACGGGUUGGAAAGACAGUGGCAAGGGCAUUACGCUCAGCAGAUUUGGCUUUGAGCAAUUCGUCAAGGUGCAAAGUGUCCAUUUGAAGGACUAUCCGAAAUAGACAAUAGAUUUGUACAUGAAUGAAUUUAAUGUCGUUAUCCUUUG